Pimephales promelas (fathead minnow) is the source of this 2614-nucleotide messenger RNA. RefSeq lists its product as uncharacterized. The record is from RefSeq and is a predicted model, not a curated record. NCBI's taxonomy places the organism in Eukaryota, Metazoa, Chordata, Actinopteri, Cypriniformes, Leuciscidae.
AGCACGAGACAAGGUGCUCCACACAGGUUGCACAACUGUUUUGUAAGAGCUAUAGACUCUGGAUUAAAGAAAAGAGAAAAUAUGUUUUAACACACUUCAAAAUUAUUAAGCAAUGCAGGAUAUAUGAAGGAUAACCGAAUAUGAGAGACCAUGGAGGAAUCAACAGCAAAGAGUGAUGUGAGGGAUGGUCAUCAGAAUAACAUCCCAUUGCUGCAGUCCAUGCUUCUGAAACUUAGUCCAAAAAAUCAUGUUGACCAUCCAAAUAGAAGGACUUCAGAUGCAUAUCCGGAUACAACCUCUCAAAGUGUGUUUUACCUAUCUCUGGAAUCUGAAGAACGUAUAACAAAUGAAGACAGGAAUGAUUUGGAUACCACAGUCAGAUCAGAUGGUGAUGAGAAACAACCAACAAGUAGUUCUAAAACAGAAGAUGGAAAUGGACGGGUUGAAGAGUUCAGAGGGCCUCCAGAUGAGUUUCAUGAAUUUGAGAGAAAGAAUUUUCCUCCUUUAUCCAUGCAAACACAGGCAGCAGAAUCAAGUCAGGGGCCAAAAGAAGGUGAAUUGUUGGAGGACAACAUCAAAAAGAAAGAACCAAGCGUGGAGGAGGACAUGGCUGGAGCUGAAUCACUCCUUAACAAUCCGUCUCAACAAUCAUCUGCAUACAUGUCUCUCUUCUCGAUGUCCUCAGAGAGAUGUGACACUGCACAAACGGAGUUUAAGCAUGAACAACUAGAUGAGGCUUGUGGUGGUCCCUCAAAAGCAGUUGGUUUGGACACAAGCAGUGUUCUAACCUAUCAAACUGCUGUGAACGUUACAAGCAGGACAACAAGAUCCGCUUCAGAUCCAGUAACCCAGAAGCGUAGGGAGGAGAGAACCCUCUCAGCUCCAAGUAUGUCAAACCUCCAGGAAUAUGAAAACAUGACAGAUACAAUGAAAAGGUUCAGCAAAGCUGCUACGAUUUUGGAACAGGACAACUCACUUGUCAAAAUGCAAAAGAAGGGAGUGAAAAACAAGAUGAAGAAUCUUACUCAUAAAUUGAUGGACAUGUUGAAAGAAAAACACGAUAGUGAGCACGCCGACAACAAGAGCAUUCAAGACAGCGGGGAAGAGGAGGCACAAUGUCUAAAUUCCAUGGAGGUUGAUGUUCCACCACCACUUCCACCAAAAAAUGGGAAAUAUGUUUUCUUAAACAGAACAUUUACCUUAAAGGACUUCAAACUCAAUCUUGAACCGAUCAACUUAAUGGAUGAGAUAUUCACAGGAGAAGAAUGGCUCAGUUACCUGCCCAGCAAAUCCAGUCCAGCAGAGAAAGACACUAGUGAUCAACCAAUGACCAAUGAUGUUCUCCAAACAGAAAAAGAGACCCAACUCAAUAUUCCACAGCAGGACCAAUCAGAGGACAUAAAGAACAGUCAGGAUGAUGUUAGUGAUGUUCAACUGGACAAUGUUGCAAAAGUAAACAGUGACUUGCAUUUAAGGCAGGAUGCAAAUACUUUUGCUAUUCCUAAGGCACUGCUAACAACUAAUGCAAUAAAACUAAUGGCACCUGGGAUAGACUGCAAGUCAAAGAAAUCAGAUGAUAUCUAUGACUGUUUGCACAUGUAUAUUAUACCCAAAAAUGAUGUACCAUUAAUGAAUAGAAGAUGCUCAUCGGAUGCUCCGCCGAUGGACUUUUCAGCAGUCAAGUCAUUUGAAUUGCUGGACAACUCUGCUCUCAAAAGUCGAAUUCGUCUCAGCAAAAAGAGACCCCACAAACCACCCAUAAAAGUAAAAAAAGAAAAGUCAAACGCCAAAUUCUACGAGAUUCCUGAAAACAUCCUGAGUGAAUCGCCUGUCCGUGCAUCUUUACCAUUUAACAGCAUCCCCUUUUCCAAGUCUCCUCCUCAUCAUUCACCACUAUUUCCAGAUCACACCUGACCAGUCACUCCAUGACUGCUCUAUCAUCUGCAGUUGUUAGCAGAUUAAAGGAUACAAGUGACUGUAAAGACUGGAAAAUUCAAAACUGAGGUCAAAGGAUGUUUAUUGUUGGAAAAAAGUGUUUUUUGCUGAAAAACAACUGAAAUGACAAUGAGCUUGGAUUACACUAAUUUAAGAUGUUACAGUGGAUAAUGGUGAUCGCGUCCUAUACUAUUUGCUAGGACCUUUUUUAUGCACCCUAACAAUUCUUUUCAUAACAAAUGUCAUAAAUAUGAUGAUUUAUCAUGUUAGGCAAAAUGGAAUUUUGUGUUAUUGAAGUUAAUAAUACACCUGUUCAUUCAUAACUACUGAUGAACUGUAAAUAGUAAAUAGGCUUUUUCCAUAUUAUAAUGUGAUUUAUUAUGUGAAAUAUCAUGUCAUUUUAGAUUUUGUGUGUGUGUCCUUUGCUUGCUUUUCGAUUUUGCUCAGGAACUGUAAAUCAACAAGCUAUUAAUUGUUAAUUAAUUGUUUUUUCCCAUCCAUCCCUUUCCCUUUUAUUCUACUUCCUGAAUUCAGUUUUAUGCUUUAUGUAAGAAUUUUGUGAGAAACCUAUAUAAUGAAAUUCUGCAGUAUUUAAAACCUGGCUAAAAGUGAUGACUUUGAAGUAUUCAAAUUUGUGGUUCUUAAUCAGACAAACACUAAAUAAAUAAAAUCAAGUGCU